GUCUAGAGGCGCUGAGGAGGGGGUUGCGGCUGGGAAUGACUCGAUUCUGCCUUUCUUGACUACGCCGUCGGUUGUGAGAGAUAUGAUGGAGAUCCUAGAUAAAAUUCAUGAGCUUCGAGGUCAGACGGCUUUGCGCCGCGUCGGCAGUGAUGGUUUCGAGGCUCAGAAGCCGGUAAACCACGGUGGCAGUGAUGAUGAGAUUCCUAGGAUACAGUACUGGGGACUCUCGUACGGGAGCAUUCUAGGAUUCGGUCGGGCAUUGCGCGUUGUCAGUGCCGAGCAGUUGUAUGGAGGGUAUUUUGCAGGAGUAUUUGGAGUUUGGUAUGGAGUCCUUGAGGAUGUUUUCUGUUGAGGACUACUCCUGGCCUCUGAGGUUUAUAUAAAUUUGAAAGUUGUUGACAGUGGCGACUGUGGCCUUCCGGCCCCAUGGAAAAAGGG
Molecule: messenger RNA, 438 nt
Organism: Pseudomassariella vexata
Lineage: Eukaryota; Fungi; Ascomycota; Sordariomycetes; Amphisphaeriales; Pseudomassariaceae
Exons: 1
Coding region: 83-352 (89 amino acids)
Source: RefSeq, a predicted model, not a curated record